Molecule: messenger RNA, 1526 nt
Organism: Salvia splendens (bonfire salvia)
Lineage: Eukaryota; Viridiplantae; Streptophyta; Magnoliopsida; Lamiales; Lamiaceae
Exons: 4
Coding region: 341-1210 (289 amino acids)
Source: RefSeq, a predicted model, not a curated record
CCUGAAAACUGAUGCAGUGAUUUCGCUCAUUCAACACUUGUCCUCGAACCUGCUUUAUUUAUUUAAUAUUUUUUUAGUAUUUUUUAUUUCUAAAACUACCUGCGCUGGAUUUCUCUCUCUUCUCUCUAUUUUUGUGUGUGUGAAGAUGAAUCUGUGGCUACGCAGGGGCUAUGCCGUCAGCCUGAAGUAGUACGAUUAGUAUUUGCAAUCUUAUUAUCGGCUUCGCAUCUUCAAAUUUCUCAAUAACUUGCGCAACGCAGCUCUUACGCUCCUUGUGAUCGGCAGCUGAAUUUUCGUUUGGGUGAUUUCAUUUAAUAUACUGUAUAAGAUUGGGAUUCUGAUGGUUCAACAAACAAAAGAUUCUACAUUUACUGAAUACGGGCUUGCUCACGCUGAAUCUGGUCUGUCAAAUUCUGAUAAGCAACUCUCCAUCUCAACAGCCGCAAAGAGGACAGAAUUGCUGGGUUCCCGUAAUGAGAGCCCCAUGGCCGUGUCUAAAUCUAUUGGAAGCCAGUUCCCUGUGGAGACCAGUGAAAGUGUUGAUGAAGCUGUUAAGAUUUCUGGAACCAAAAGGCCUAUACCAAGCCCUCUGAAAAGUAAUGGUGGAGGCGCGCACAUUGUCUAUGUUCGCAGAAAACCUGAACUAGAAAUAGCAAAGAGCAAUCUUUGUGAUACUCAACUUAAUGCUGACAAUUGUUCUGAUACUAAGAAAUCUGUUAACCAGGAUGAUGCAACUCAACAGUUCACAGGGAAGAAUGAGCCCAUGAUAUGUGUAUCAGAUGCUGCACCACUUCCUAGGGCUUCUUCCCCAAGUUUCUCAUCUACAAGACGUUCAGUUUCUCCUUCUCUUGGAGUAUCUGGUAAUAUAUCAUCACCAGAGAUUAUUAAACACGUUGAUUUUAACUGUGAAAAACCUUCUCCAAAAGAACCUGCAAUGGUGAGUGUCAAUCUCUGGGAAGAACAAUAUAACCGCUUGCAGAGUUUUUUGAAAAUGUUGGAUCAAUCAGAUCAGUAUGAAUAUGUUCAGAUGCUUCGAUCGCUUUCUUAUGUUGAGCUUAGCAGACAUGCGUUGGAACUUGAGAAACGAUCAAUUAAGCUUUCGUUGGAGGAAGCAAAAGAGAUGCAACGAGUUCAGUUCGCUGAUGUCUUUGGUAAAUAUAGAAAGAAUGUCUGUACACCCUCUAAUCUACCAGAGCAGUUACACAAGUGAAAAUUUGCCAACCAAAGCAAGGUCUGCUCUCUUUUACUAAUACCGAUACAAAAUGAUGUGGUUGUAGAUCUGUAGUAUGUAUAUAUCUUAGUACAGAAAGUGCAAUGAGGAGCACUCUUGCAUUUGGAGGUGCUUCAUAUAGAUUUAGCUACUUGCUACAUGAAUAGCACUCUCCUAGUUCCCAUUGUCUAUUAUGCUUACAAAUAAACAAAUUUUGUGUAUUUAGCUGUCUAAAUGCUCCAAAUUCCUGGGACCAAAAUUGUACCUACUGUGAAAUGUUCAUCUCAUAAAAAAGAAGAUUGGAACUUGUCAAUAA